AGUGCUCAAUCCAUGCCACCUGCCAGUACCCAUCAGUGCUACCUAUCAAAGCCAGUCAGUGCCACCUAUCAGAGCUGCCAAUCAGUGCCACCUAUCAGUGCCAGUCAGUGCCGCCUAUCAGUGUGCAUCAGAGCCGCCUAACAGUGCCAGUCAGUGCCACCUAACAGUGCCAGUCAGUGGCGCCUAUCAGUGCCAGUCAGUGCCGCCACUCAGUGCCGCCUAUCAGUGCCAUAUAUGAGUGCUGCUUUCAGUGCCCAUCAGUGAUG
Staurois parvus is the source of this 266-nucleotide messenger RNA. NCBI's taxonomy places the organism in Eukaryota, Metazoa, Chordata, Amphibia, Anura, Ranidae. The record is from the annotation of a GenBank genome assembly.